AUGCCACCAGAUGAUGAUUCCCUGAGCUUGAUCGAGGAAUGCACCAAGGGGGGAAUACACGCUGUUGUAUAUCUGUCACGUCUUGGGCUCAUCAAUUUAGCCAAGGAUCCUGGCAAGUCCGGCAUACCAGACUUCAAGUCAGUACCUGAUGUUCAACGCUUCUGGGAUUCGACGAAGCCCAUUGUCGAGUCUAUUGCGACGCGAUACAAGACAAGAAACGCCAUACGCGAUGCUCUUCGAGAUCGACGCAUCUGUCUGGAAGAAAUCUCAAGAGAUUGCCUAGAACAAUUCGGCCAUCAUGUCUGGAACAAUGGUGUUAAAGGACCUUUCGUCACACGUGUCGAUACCCCUAGCAGAGUCAGCAAGAAGUUCGAAGUCAACGAUACCUUCAGAGUCCAGAAGUCUUCGAAAGUCAAGACUCGUACCAAGAUUGCAGAGAGCACGUAUCCAAGGCAUCUGAUCUACGAAAAUCGAAAAUACGAUUGCAAGUCUCUGCGUGGAUCGUCCAGCGCGCCUGUCGAAAAGUCGAAGCCGGUGGAAAGAACAAAGCUUACAAAGCACGCGUGA
Molecule: messenger RNA, 567 nt
Organism: Alternaria viburni
Lineage: Eukaryota; Fungi; Ascomycota; Dothideomycetes; Pleosporales; Pleosporaceae
Exons: 2
Coding region: 1-567 (188 amino acids)
Source: RefSeq, a predicted model, not a curated record